AUGCCUCCAACCCGUCGGCGGCACGAUGCUGUAGAAUCCGACCCAACGCGAGACGAACGCGCUCCAAGUCCGACCGAUCACACGACGACGAGCAAGCGGAUACGACUUGAAACGCGAGCCGCGACAGGACAGCCGAGCAGCACGACGACUGCUGCUCCCUCCUCAGACCAAGGCGCUGCCGACCAUGCAUCCGAUCAGGAGGAAGAACUCGAUGACGCGCUCCAAGAAUCAGACGCACUCAUGGCCGCGUCAGCGCCGCCGUCGGACGUGCUCGCAGCAAUCAUGUAUGCGCGCAACUUGCUCGUCGCCCCUCCUGUCGAGACGGCACACGGUUCAGCCAGUGGAUCGAGCAGUUUUACGCCGUUUGCCAUCACCCAGCGCCCUGGAGCCAAGACUGCGGCCAGAUUGGCGAGCAUUCUGCACAGCCGCGCUCAAAAGUCGUCAGCCUUGUUCCCACCGCUCGCGCUCAUGCAUCAACUCUAUGCUGUCGUCGACGAUCGGACGUCGGUGGAUCGUGAGCUAAUGCAACUCAAACAACGCAAUGUUGUUCGGCUGUUUCGACUCGACGUGGCGUCUGAGGACACGGCCAUCAUGGUGUUUGCCGAUUUUGUCGAGCAUGUUCAGUCCGUGAAAACGCCAACCAAUGAGAAGGCGCUUGAAUCGUUCGUCACGUCGCUUUUGCCAGCUGUGAACGAAAUGAGCGUAACGACACAGCAGCUCAAUAGUUCUGGAAUAGACGAGGCAGGCAUCGGCCUAUUAAUGAACGCGGGACUUCUCACGAUGAGAUCUGUCGGCUCCUUUUGGUUUGCUAUUCCUCGGGUUGGAGUUUUCAACAUUCAGCUCGCGCGAGGCCGCGCGGAAUUGUUAAGAAUUGUGCGAAAGGCCAAGUACAAAGAAGCCUCUGAGCAGGUGAGGCGAGAUGGAGCCUGGGAGGGGACUUGUGGUGCAGCUUCUAAAGUUUUCUCGAGUUUUCAACUUACCGUUGCCCCUUUUGCAGUCGCUCUACGCUCGUGUUCUGACCAAGUGUGA
This is a messenger RNA of Capsaspora owczarzaki ATCC 30864, 1029 nucleotides long. RefSeq lists its product as hypothetical. The record is from RefSeq and is a predicted model, not a curated record. The coding region runs from base 1 to 1029 and encodes 342 amino acids. The transcript has 4 exons. Gene Ontology annotation, biological process: protein phosphorylation. Gene Ontology annotation, molecular function: protein serine/threonine kinase activity. Lineage: Eukaryota; Filasterea; Ministeriida; Capsasporidae.